AUGACAGCAGCUACCAUUUUGCAUCUAACCAUCGUUUCCGUCCUGAUCACCGCCGCCACAUCCCAGGCUCCUCCCAUUAAGUACACCAACCACACAGUUGGUGACAAUGCCGGCUGGUUCUUCAAUUCCACCACCAACACCACUGCCACUAACUAUUCCUCUUGGGCUACCUCCCAAACCUUCAAUCUUGGCGACUAUCUAAUUUUCAGAACGAACUCAAACCAGACAGUGAUCCAGACCUACAAUCUGACAACAUUCAAAAACUGCACAAUCGACGACUCGUCUGAUAACGAUACCUUCGUCUACAACGGAGGCAACACGGUGUUUGAUCAAGCGUUGACCAUACCCGUACCGUUGACUAUUCAAGGCCCGAAUUAUUUCUUCUCUGAUGCUAAUGAUGGCAUUCAAUGCCAGCAUGGAUUGGCCUUUGUGAUCAAUGUUGAUCGCGGUCUUGGCCUGCCUCCUAGCCUUAACCAGCCACCUCCUCCGCCGUACAGGGAGCCUCCAGGUCCUGACUCAGCUUCUCCGCCGAUUACCAUUCCAGCCGGAGGAAACGGGUCAGGAAAUACUGGGUUUAAAAAUGGGGUUAGCGCGCACGUGAUUGCGUGUGCGGUUUUAUUUGCUUUGCUGGCAGUCAAUGUUGGGGAUAAGGGUGGUAAUUUUUUACUUGUUUGUGCUGGUUGGUAA
Messenger RNA from Dovyalis caffra, 687 nucleotides. The record is from the annotation of a GenBank genome assembly. NCBI's taxonomy places the organism in Eukaryota, Viridiplantae, Streptophyta, Magnoliopsida, Malpighiales, Salicaceae.